Molecule: messenger RNA, 1334 nt
Organism: Oenanthe melanoleuca
Lineage: Eukaryota; Metazoa; Chordata; Aves; Passeriformes; Muscicapidae
Gene: WDR45
Product: WD repeat domain 45
Exons: 10
Coding region: 225-1289 (354 amino acids)
Biological process (GO): autophagy of mitochondrion; nucleophagy; protein localization to phagophore assembly site
Cellular component (GO): phagophore assembly site membrane; extrinsic component of membrane; cytosol
Molecular function (GO): protein binding; phosphatidylinositol-3-phosphate binding; phosphatidylinositol-3,5-bisphosphate binding
Source: RefSeq, a predicted model, not a curated record
GGUGGGGGCGCGGCUUACGUGACCGGAAGUCCGCUCUGGCCGGGCGCUGUGAGGCGUCUCGAUGGUUUGAGCGCCCCGCGGACGCGGCCGGGUUGUUUUCAGGGGGUUUUGGGUUUUUUGGGGGGGUUUUUGGGGGUUUUUUUGGGGGUCCCGCCGGGUUUUGGGGAUCCUUCGUUCCCCCUCUGUGCCUCCGAGCGGCUCCGCCGCCGCCGGCGCGCCCCGCCAUGGCGCAGUCCCGGGGGGUGAACAGCCUGCGCUUCAACCAGGACCAGAGCUGUUUCUGUGUCGCCAUGGACUCGGGGGUCCGGAUCUUCAAUGUGGAGCCGCUGAUGGAGAAGGGGCACCUGGACGCGGAGCAGGUCGGCAGCGUGGGGCUCGUGGAGAUGCUGAACCGUUCCAACCUGCUGGCCAUCGUGGGUGGGGGCAGCCACCCCAAAUUCCCCGAUGCCUCAGUGCUGAUCUGGGAUGAUGCCCGUGAGGGGAAGGACAAACUGGUACUGGAGUUCAGCUUCCCCAAACCCGUGCUGGCCGUGCGCAUGCGGCAUGACAGGCUGGUGGUGGCGCUGCAGAGCCGCCUGUUCGUAUUCUCAUUCCCGCACCGACCGUGCAAACUGUUUGAGUUUGACACCAGGGACAACCCCAAAGGGAUCGUGGAUCUCUGUCCCAGUUUGGAACGAGCCUUACUGGUGUUCCCAGGGCACAAGUGCGGCAGCCUGCAGCUUGUGGACCUGGGCUCUGCCAAGCCCGGCUCCUCCUCGGCGCCCGUGACCAUCAACGCGCACCAGUCCGAGGUGGGCUGUGCCGCGCUCGGCCCCUCGGGGGCGCUCGUGGCCUCGGCCUCGCGCCGCGGGACCCUGAUCCGCCUGUUCUGCACCCAGAGCCGCGCCCGGCUGCUGGAGCUGCGCCGGGGGACGGACCCGGCCACGCUCUACUGCCUGUCGUUCAGCCCCGACUGCUCGUUCCUGUGCGCGGUCAGUGACAAAGGCACCGGCCACGUCUUCGCACUGCGCGACACGCGGCUCAACCGGCGCUCAGCGCUGGCCCGUGUAGGGAAGGUGGGGCCCGUGCUGGGCCCCUAUGUGGAGUCCCAGUGGUCGCUGGCGAGUUUCACCGUCCCGGCCGAGGCACCCGGGGUGUGCGCGUUCGGCAGGGCAGGGCGCAGCCCCAGCUCCGUCAUCGCUGUGUGUGUGGACGGCACCUUCCACAAGUAUGUGUUCAGCCCCGACGGCAACUGCAACCGCGAGGCCUUCGACGUCUUCCUGGACAUCUGCGACGAUGACGACUUCUGACCCCCCGGGACCCCCAAACCCCCCAAAACUGCCGGAGACCCCCGA